Molecule: messenger RNA, 6892 nt
Organism: Corythoichthys intestinalis (scribbled pipefish)
Lineage: Eukaryota; Metazoa; Chordata; Actinopteri; Syngnathiformes; Syngnathidae
Gene: ttc12
Product: tetratricopeptide repeat domain 12
Exons: 21
Coding region: 257-2353 (698 amino acids)
Biological process (GO): sperm axoneme assembly; axonemal dynein complex assembly
Cellular component (GO): cytoplasm; centrosome
Molecular function (GO): protein binding
Source: RefSeq, a predicted model, not a curated record
AAAUUAAUGGGGAACUAUAUUUUCUCCUCCCGUUUACGGAUUUACGUUCGGUAGUAGAAUUUACAAUGGCCUCGAAGGCAUCUCGUCGUCGUGGUAACCCACAGUGUUGACAUCCACACAACACUCACAAUUCGCCGUUAGCGUCACAUUUAGAGAUUUAAUAUAAUGCAAGGGGACAUUUUAGCACUCCAUUUAAACAUAGUUGACACUUUUUAGUAAUAAAAAAGUUAAUCAACUGUCUAUUCAGUCUGUAAACAUGGACUCAAUUGAGGACUUGGACGUUUUCCUUAAAAAUAUCGACGAUAUAAGCAACCUUGUGAAAGACCUUAGCUCAUCGGAUGUUGAAGUCCAGCAGAAAGCUCUCCGAAAGGCAGAUUGCAAAAUUGCUGCCUUGCAUGGAACCUGCAAGACAAAAGUCAACAAGACCACCAUCAACACAAACCCAACACCCAAUGCUCCAGCGAAUGCACAGACAGAAAGUGCAGAGAAUUUCUUGAGAUUUAUGGAGCAAGAUGCAGAAGACAGAAGGAAGAGGAGGUUGGCUCAAGAGCAAAAGGCCACUGUGUUUAAGGACAGAGGGAAUCAAGCCUAUGCUCAAGGAGAUUAUGAGACUGCUGUGAAGUAUUACAGUGAUGGAUUGGCUGAACUACGCGACAUGCAGCAGUUGUAUACCAACAGAGCUCAAGCUUACAUAAAACUAGAGAGGUACGAGGAGGCCAUCAGUGACUGCAAAUGGGCUCUGAAGUGUAAUGAGAACUGCAUAAAGGCUUACCUUCACAUGGGAAAGGCAUACCAUGGACUGAAGGAGUACAGUGAGUCCAGAACGUGCUUCGAAAAGAUAACAGAACUUGAUCCACAUAUGGAGAAAAUGGUCAGAGAAUACCUGACCAAGAUUGACCUGGAUGAGAAAAAGGAGCAUCAAGAACUCAACGCAAGACAAGAUUUUGACAGGGGAGUGGAGAAGGCCAAACUAAUCCCUCAACUUCUGGAGAAACUGUCAGAGCCAGGACAGAUGCUUCUCUACUACUGCGGAUUAUUAGAGAUUCUCUCCCAAAUUGUGACCGACUGCAGCGGCCAGACACUUUUCAGAUUGCACGAUGGCUUCAAGAUCAUCGACAGCAAUGACACAAUGAGGAGUUGCCUGUUGCAGGAAGCAAAUGAUCCCUGCAGCCAGGACUUGUGUGUCCUUAUUCUCACCAUUUGGAUGAUAAUGUGCAGGGAAAAUGAUGAAAACCAGAAAACGCUGUUGACAUUUCCAGUUUCCAAAGAGUCCAUUGUUCCCUUGGUUACAUCCGAACAUGAUGCCGUGCAGAAGGAGUGCCUGGAAUUGUUGUGUUUGUAUUCGCUUACAUCACAUGGCAGAUGUCUUCUCAUUAACAACUUGGAUGUUUGCAUGUUAAUGAAGAACCUCAUGGCGUGCAUCUCGAAGCCAAAGAAGCAACGGGAGAUCAGAGCUCUCCUCAUUUUGCAGAAGUUGGCGGAAGAAAAAAAAUUCUGCCGCCUGCUAAGGAAUAAGAUUGCAGACUCUGUCGCUGAGCCAUUCACAGCAAUAAUGACUAAUAUCAGCAAGGACAUUCAGAAUGUCAUACCUCCACUUUUAUCAGUUGUUGGCAGUCUAAUCGGUGAUGACGUCAUCCGUCACACUCUUGUUCACCAUGCAGAAUGCUGGAAGGCCUUCCUGCUUGCCAUUAAGCAAUGCAUUGCAUGCAGUGAUAAGGACAUACUUUACCCUCUCCUUGGCCUGCUCAUAAACCUCUCAACUCUCACCUCACCUGUCAUAAAGGAAAACGCCAUUAAUCUGUGUGGUUGCUGCCUGGACCUGCUGAGGGACGAUGACGUCAGUGUCGUAACUAGAGCAAUGGGUGUGUUGAGCAACGUCCUCCCUCAGUCCUCUGAGGCUGUUAAUCAUGUUGUUCAGCGAGAUGUGGUGAAGACGGUGCAGCAGCUGCUGAAGCAAGCAGACUUGGCUGGCACUAAGUAUGCCAUCAAGAUUCUGACCUUGUGCACAGCUGCCAGCCAGAUUGCUCGGGAGGAGCUGGUGAAGUCUGACAAAAAACUGUCUGUUCUCCGUCGUUUGCUUGGCUUCAGCUGUGAUGAGAUGGUGUCAGGAAAUGCUGCCCUGUGUCUGGCCCAUUGCCUUGAGUUGAAGGGUAUUGCCAGCAACCUGCUGGGCACUGAUAUCGUGAUUCUGCUUCUUCGCCAUGCUGCUGGCGACGCGAAAAAAACAGCUGUGCAGCAAAAUUCAGCUAUUGCUCUGGGGAAGCUGUGUCAAUCUGAGCCCAGGCACGUGAGCAGACUCCGAGAGCUACAUGGCUUUGAGAUCCUGCACUCCUGUAUGAAGCUCAUCAACUAAUGGAGUGACAAUAAUCAUUUUAUUUUGUUUUUAAUGACUUCUAACUGAUCUUGACUGACCUUGUUUUCAAGCCCAUUCGGAAUGUAGAAUCAUUAGCCCCAAGAUGCAGCGAAGGUGGCGGCAGUUCAGUCAGCUUUGCUAUAUUAACGUGAUUAAUACAUUCCAAAUUCAUACUGGCUGUGAUGUUAUUAAUUAUACUGCAUAUGAUACAUGAAUCCUGCAAAUCGUUUGUCCUAAAUACUUCAGUAGCAUGACUAUAUGAAUGAGUGAUAAUAGCCAAGCUGCAGAACACACAGUAGGAAGACUAGGUCCUUUUUCCUUAUUCAACCUCAGUUAUUAGUUUCAAGAGGCUAAAAAUGUAUACCAUAUAUACUCGCGUGUAGGUCACUUUGGUAUAUAGGUCGCACAACUAGUUUAUAGAUAAAAAGUAGGUAUUAUAGGUUGUCCCUCGUAUACGGUUAGGCUUACCACCAGGGGUGAACGUGGCUAGAAUUUCUUGCCGGAACUCCCCGACGUGAAGGUCGCCACGGAGCCAGAAAUUUUGUUUAUUUAUUUAUUUAUUUUUUAUGGUUCAAGCCUCCUAAAACUACUGAAAUGCAAAGAAAACUGUUUUGGCACAGUUAUUUCUAUAAUACAUACAAAAACUGAUUUUCAUUCAAAAUUGUAUUUUUUCAAUGACUUGCAAAAUAAAAGUUAACACAACAGCAAUAACCCCAACCUCCAUCUCCUAAUUUGUAUUGUCCGUCAUUUCCUCACAUGCCAAAUGCCAAAUCUCAAUUUUAACUACUUAAUAACAUAGGAUGUAUAUUGAAAUUGAAGUUAAUGCAAACAUUUACUUUUGCUUUUUUUUUUUUUUUUUUUUAAAUAAUAAUAAAUAUAUAAGUAACAUACAUUCAGAAACAUAAGUACAAAUGCCUCAUAUUAUGCAGAAUGAAAUUGAAUAUAUUUUGAAGAUCGCGGAAACAUUGACUUUUUUUAAAUCAUAAGGAAAUGAAUAAGUAGCCUAACAUAAAUAAAUAUAAGUCCAAAGUGCACAUUGACAGCUAAGAUGUUCUGAAUCUCCCCAUCAGAGCAAAUAAAACUAAAUAUGAUAAAUAAGCCUCCUCAACUCUUUCCUUGCUCUUAAAGAUUUGAUCCAUUUUCUGUUGCAUUGCCCUUUUUUGUCGCGUCAAUUCAACAAACUUUCAUUUUUUUGCUGUUCCAGAAAACAUGCACAUUUGAACCAAUCAGAGCUAACCAUCUCUGCUGAUCACAUGUCAGUAUGUCAGCCAAUUGAACGGAUAAAUGAGUCCAGGUGUUUUGCUUUGCUGCGUGCAUUCGCACAUUGCAUGACUCAUCAUCAUCAGACUCAUAUAACUGCAGCAGCAGGGGAAACAUCCAUGCCGUCCGUGGAAUAAAAUAAUAUCGGUGGAAACGGAUUACGCUACACAAGCACUUUAUUAUGCUUGAUGUUAACACUUGUGUAUGUAAAUCUGAUGUGGGUAGAUUGUUUUCUUCUUAGAGAUAAAAUGCAUGUGCGGCAGCUUAGCAUUUUUUUUUUAGAUAGAGUUUUGACAGUUGCUGUCAUAUUUUUGGAAUCAAAGCACUGUGUCUGAAUCUUAUACCGGAACUGUGUUCCGACCCUGAAUCUUAUACUGGAACUGCGUUCCUGACCGUUCUGGCCCACUUUCACCCCUGCUUACCACCCAUCCCUUGAAAUAAGGGAUCGUUCCGAAUUGGGAAUUAAAAUUUGCGUUCCAUAUUAAACUGAUACGGAAUAUAUUAGAUACAUUUCUAUGCAUUUUAGGAGUUUGGGGAUGUCCCUUUUUUUAUUUCGCCUGGACGGCUUUGGGCGUGAGGGGAGCGUCCCUUAUUUCUAUUUCUGAAAAGUGCCAAAUAGGGUGCACAACAAUAUUGGAGAUUUUGGGGCAAAUCUUGGGACCAAUUUCCAAUACCAAUAUGACUGAAACAAAACUUGCAACAUUUGAUUAUUUAUUGACUGUAUUUUUAUGUGUUAACAACUUAUACAUAGAUUCUAUGUAUGUAGUCUAUGAACUACACAAGCCAAACAAUACCAAUAUGCUAAAUAUAUUAAAUUUCUAGUAUUUUUUUCCUUAACUUUCUUAACUGUGUUACAGUAACUCUUCCUCAUCAUGGAUGGAAGCCCUAAAAUUCCUCUUCAUCAUCACUAUCACUUUCAUUUUUCAUAUCUCCUUUCUUCAUGCUCCUAGAUCACUCUUUUUGAGGUCACUUGGCGAAAUUGUUUGAUAUGAAAGCCAGGACUGCUGCACGACGUACACAGCUGUAGCUUCUGUCAUGAUGUUGGUAUGAAUUUCUCCCAUGUCUAAGUUUUGUUCGUAAGUACUGUUUGUCUAAAAUACAGUGCAUAUUUUAUUUUUGUACAACACUGUAAUUUUUUAUAUUAGACAUUUGCAGGAUAUUUUGAGUGUAACUUGUCUAUAAUUGGCAUACGUAGCUAACGCUAAGUUGUACGCUUUUUCAGUUUUACGAUGAUCGAAAUUAGGCAAUGGUCACAGCGAGGACAGCACAUCAGGCGUAGCCUAUAGUUCGCACCGCAUUUCGGUAAAAAAAAAAAAAAAGUGAACUAAACGAGCGUACAUAUGGAACCAUUUUUUUCAGACUGUAACUCACACCUGACUAUAAUAUUCACAUUGUCCUAAAAAUAAAAAACGAGACAUCAAAGAACACAUAGGUCAAUUUUUUUUAAAUAUCAGAAGCAAAGAACAAAAAUUAUACAUUAUGGUUCACUGCAAAAACACACCUCCUUAAAAGUAGUUAAAUUCCCUUGUUUUCAGUGUAAAUCGAUGGCGGUGGUAGUGAUGGCGGUGGUGAUAGUGAUGACGAUAUUGGGAAGUGGCUGUAUUCUCAUUGAAUUUUUAAGGAAUGAAUUGGGGGUGGGACCCAAAAAAGCUCGGUUUCUUCCCACUCCUUUUCGAGCUACGAUAAGGUUGUUAUUAUUUUUUGGUGUAAUUAACAUUACUGUUACUAUUGUUAUUUGUUUUCCCCCGCUCUUGUUGUUUUUGUUAUUACUGCUCAAAAUCAAUCAAUCAAUCAAUCAAUCAAUCAAUCAAUCAAUCAAUCAAUCAAUCAAUCAAUCAACUAGAAACAAGUGAAAUGAUCUGCCAGUGCUUCAAGUAAAUUUUACUCUCUUAGAUUUCUUGAAAUAAGAAAAAUAGCUAAACAGACCCUAUUUUUUUAUAGCAAUAAAUUAGUAUAAUCUUUAAAAAAUAUGUAGAAAUGAUAUAAUAAUAAUAAUAAUAAUAUCUAAAUUGCUGGAGACAAUCAUACUGAACAGAAUUGCUACAUUUAUUUCCACAGGUGACAAUCAGUUUGGGUUCAAAAGAAAACAUGAAACCGAUAUGUGCGUAUUUGCGUUGAAGGAAUUAUUACUGAAGUAUCAAGGCCUGAACUCAACAAUGUUUUUAUGCUUUAUUGAUUCAUCAAAAGCUUUUGAUCGGAUCAAUCAUAGCAAACUUUUUCUUAUGUUGACACAAAGGGGGGUGCCCAAAUAUAUCAUCCGUAUUCUAGCCUUUUGGUAUGCAAAUCAACUUGUUCACAUUAAAUGGGGUAGCACGGUUUCUUCUUCCUUCAGAGUUAGUAAUGGUGUGAGACAGGGAGGAAUACUCUCACCAUAUCUGUUCAAUGUAUACAUGGACGAAUUGUCCAAGCAUCUCAAUAGAUGUAAUACUGGCUGUGUUGUAGGAAGCACUAUCAUUAACAAUCUUAUGUACGCGGAUGAUGUGGUGGUGAUCUCUCCAUGCAGUGCUGGCUUACAGGAGUUACUCUCAUUAUGUUCUCAGUUUCGUGACCAAUUUGACAUCAAAUACAAUGCACAGAAAAGUAACAUUAUGAUUUUAAGAUCUAAAGAAGAUAGGGGGGCUGUAUUCCCUCGCUUCUUUCUGGGCAAAAAAGCUCUAAAUGACUGCAAUGAGGCUAAAUAUCUCGGACAUAUCAUAACUGAUGAUUUGUCAGACGACAGGGACAUUCACCGUCAAUGCAGUAAACUUUAUGCACAGGCAAACAUGCUUAAGAGAAAAUUUUUUUAUGUGUUCCAUCCACGUGAAAAUAUCACUGUUCAGGGCAUAUUGCACACCAUUUUACACUGCUCACCUGUGGACCAGGUACUUAGCGAAGUCCAUACAGAGGCUAAAUGUAGGUUAUAAUGAUGCCUUGAGGCUGUUAUUGUAGGUGCCUAGAUGGUACAGCGCCAGCCAAUUAUUUGUCAGUUCUGGGUUACCCACCUUUAAAGCUCUACUAAGAAAUCUGAUGUAUAAGUUCAUGUGUUGGUUAAAUGAGUCCGAAAAUAGUAUUUUAAUGAAAAUAACGGAUCCUAAAAAUAGUUAUAGAUGUAGGUCAAGCAUGUGGCGCCACUGGAGUAAAAGCCUGUUUGUUGUGCACAGAUAGUUUGUGCUUUUUCAUGUUUUUGCUUUUUCAGUUUCUGUUUCUGUGUUUUCUUAUGUCAUUUUUCUGUUGAUUUGUGUGAUAUGGACACCCCAUGUGACUCCUGAAUAAAGAUCAUAUAUAUUAUUCAAAACAUUA